Caenorhabditis elegans is the source of this 2065-nucleotide messenger RNA. RefSeq names its product Carboxylic ester hydrolase (gene ace-4). The record is from RefSeq and is marked reviewed. Lineage: Eukaryota; Metazoa; Nematoda; Chromadorea; Rhabditida; Rhabditidae. The transcript is spliced from 17 exons. Bases 122 to 1930 code for a protein of 602 amino acids.
UGUGUGGUCCCCUUCUCCGCUCGCCGAGCCAGCCCGCUGUCACCAACGACCCCCGGGGUGGUGGUGUCUGCCCUCACAAGAUAAACAAAAAACAAAAAGAAGACGACGUCUCGGAUCGCCGAUGAAACCAAAACUUGCGUUCUUCGCGUUUUUCAUUUUUAUUACUGUUUUUAUCGAUUCAGUGCAGGCGGUUCAUCCGGUGGUUCUUGAGACAAAGCUUGGGGACAUCAAGGGCACUGAGUUCUUCUUUUUGUCAAAGAAAAUUCGAACUUUUUUUGGUGUCCCAUUCGCGGAGCCUGCAGUCGAAGAUUUUCGUUUUCGAAAACCUCGGGAAAAGAAACAAUGGAGAGGACUCUACGAUGCGACAAAACCGGCGAACGCCUGUUUUCAGACAAGGGACAAUUAUAACACGAGCUUCUGGGGAAGUGAAAUGUGGAACGCGAAUACUCAAAUUAGUGAGGACUGUUUAUACCUGAAUAUUUGGGCUCCCGCGGAUGCUUACAAUCUCACAGUGAUGGUGUGGUUUUUUGGAGGGGGCUUCUACUCUGGAAGCCCGUCAUUGAGUAUCUACGACGGGAAAGCCUUAACCUCCACCCAAAACGUGAUUGUCGUGAACAUCAACUACCGUCUCGGCCCGUUCGGAUUUCUCUACCUGGGCCACCCAGAUGCUCCCGGAAACAUGGGCCUCCUGGACCAGCAAUUGGCGCUUCAUUGGGUUCGUCAAAAUAUUGUGUCAUUUGGCGGAAAUCCGGACAAGGUGGCCGUCUUCGGUCAGUCAGCUGGAGCCGCCUCGAUCGUCGCUCAUCUGAUUGCACCAGGCUCCCGAGGAUUAUUCAAAAAUGCCAUUCUUCAAUCCGGAAGUCUCGAGAACACCUGGGCGAUUAAUUCUCCAUUUCGGGCAAAACAGAAGUCGGAGAAACUUUUGGAACUUGUCGGGUGCAAUAAGACUACGGUGGACACCUCAAUGGCAUGCCUCCGUCUAGUGUCUCCGGAACAAUUGAGCCUGAGCACUUGGAACAUCUCUCUGACUUAUCUCGAAUUUCCGUUUGUCAUUGUCUCGCGUGACAAGCACUUCUUUGGCCAUCUAGACGCGCAUGCGGCGUUGCGUGAAGGCGAUUUCAAUAGAGAUGUGAACCUGAUGAUUGGGAUGAACAAGGAUGAAGGCAACUAUUGGAAUAUCUACCAGCUACCACAGUUUUUCGACAAGGCCGACCCUCCAGAGUUGAACAGAACGGAGUUCGAUUUUCUCAUAGAUCGAACAUUCUCAAUUCAACCCGACAUCAUUCGUUCAGCAGCCAAGUACAUUUAUUCGGAUCCGAAUUGCACAGAUCACGGAAGAAAGACUCGAUUCUAUGCGGGCCAAAUGAACCAAAUCGUCGGAGAUUACUUUUUCUCGUGUGAUUCAUUGUGGCUAGCUGAUCAGUUUCGUUCAAUUCCGAGAGUAAAAUCGAGUUCGCCACAGAGGAAACCCGGGAAAGUUUUUGUGUAUCAUUUUACACAGUCUUCGAGCGCAAACCCUUGGCCAAAAUGGACUGGCGCAAUGCAUGGAUACGAAAUCGAAUAUGUUUUCGGAAUUCCGUUAAGUUAUUCAAAGAAUUAUAAGCGAAGAGAACAGAUAUUCUCUCGAAAAAUUAUGCAGUUUUGGGCGAGUUUUGCCAAAAAUGGAACUCCAAAGCUGCGUGUUCUAAAAAAUAGCGAACAUUGGCCAGAGUUCAACGAGCAGAAUCAUUAUCGUUGGAUGCAGCUCCGCAGUGGCUCAAAUAUUCGACCGAUAAAACCGAAAAAGCAAGUGGAAUGCCAGUUUUGGAGAAGAGUCAAGGAUACAGAGUACACGGCAUACUUGACACAAGAAUACUCAUCAAGCUCCUUGACAACAUAUUCCUAUUGGCUACUACUCUAUAUUCCAUUAUUCAUUUUCCAAAUUUUCUGAAAUCAUUUCUUUCCACCCCUGAUCUACUAGUCCGAAAACUCCCCCCCCCCCCCCAGUUUCAGUUCAAUUUGCGGGCUUGUUUCUUUUUUGAUCUCUUUUCAUUUUAUCAAAAUAAAUGCCAAAUUCUCAAAAUUC